GUUCCAUGAGCAUGCGCUCAGUGACUUCAAUAAACCUAUUUUGUGUUUCUCUUCGCGGCAAAACGGACGACGAUUUGAGUAGGUAUUUAGUUUCGGUCUAACACGCGGUCGGUGCGGUCGUUGUCAACGUGCGCCCUCUGUCUGACAUUGGCUGAAACUCGCACAAAUAUACUGUCCAAUCUAAUGUGCAUUUAAUGGGAAAUAUUCGAAAUUUAUGAAACAAAAUGUGUAGAACGCAGUGUUUGUUCGCUAUCCUCGCGAUCACGAUCAACCUAGUGAACUCCUGGGACAUAGCCAUAACAACUGGGGACCAACUAGAAUUUUAUACGAAUCAAACAAAAACGAGCAAUGAAGGAAUCAGAUUUAGAGAUCUCACAGCGUUAGCGUACGACGCGGUUCACAACAUGCUGUUAUUUGUCGAUAAACAAAAUGACAAUGCUUCGAUAUUUAGCUACAAUUUACUUACUAGAAAAUACCAACCUCUAGUCGGUCGGAGAUCUUAUGAAAAUAUUCAGGGGUUAGCUUUCGAUCCUGUCACGGCAAAAAUGUUCUGGACCGAUACUAACGAGAGAAGUAUAUACUGGAUAUCCCUUUGGCCGAGACCGAAGAACAACAUCUAUGGUAAUCUUUUGAUAAAGAUGGACGACGAAAUCCCGAGAGACAUUGCCGUUGACAGUUGUAGAGGCUACAUUUAUUGGACGAACACAAACAUUACAAAACCAACAAUCGAGAGAGCACGUUUCGACGGCAGUGAAAGGAAAAUUAUCGUUGACACUAAUAUCCACAUGCCUGUCAGUAUUGCUAUAGAUCAGAGAACGAAGCGACUGUACUGGGCCGACGAUAAAGAAGGCAUUCACUACUCCAUUGAAUCGUCAGAUUUAGAGGGGAAAGAUAGAAAAACAAGAUUAGUCGGCACUUAUCACCAACCGAACGCAUUAACCGUAUCGAAAGAUAAUAUUUAUUGGGUCGAUUGGGGUUUUAAAUCAGUUUGGAAACUGUCAAAGAAUGCUCCUCUUAAUACAGAACCUGAAGAACUGAUAGCCUUCAACAAUGAGGUUCCAUUUGGAAUUGUGGCGAAUUAUCAAAUAGCGGACCAAACAGCUGGUGUUUCUGAUUGCACGAUUUUAGCUGGUCUGUCUAACAACAAGACUCUUAUCAAUGAUGCAAUCAAUAUUCCAAAGGACGUUGGCUUGUUUUGCCUGCACGGAGUUAAAACUGGAAUUUCUGAUUGUAAAUGUUCUCCCGGUUUUACUGGCGAACGGUGUGAAAUAUCGGUUUGCCAAAAUUUCUGCUUUUACGGCGAUUGUAGCCUCAACGACAAAGGUCAACCUGAAUGCAAAUGUAAACACGGCUACAAAGGUACGAGAUGCGAAACCCAUGUUUGUUCACAAUACUGUUUGAACGAAGGCAUGUGUUCUUUGGGCAUUAAUGAAAAGCUUGUUUGUAAAUGUACAAAUGACUUUGUUGGCGAACGAUGUGAAUCGCGCAAAAUUGAACCCACAAUGGCACCAACUAUUGAAGCUUGCAAUUGCACAAGAGGAGAAAAUGCCACAAAGAGUAUAGGAACUUCUGCUAACGAACUUUACAUGGAUGAAAACUGCUCAUCAGGAUGGGACCCCAUACGUGAUCCCAUACUGAUGGUGCUAGGAACACUCUGUGGACUGCUUUGCCUCGUUUGUGCUAUGCUAAUAACCAAGAUUUUGUAUUUGAAGAGACGCCCCAGGAUUAAGAAGCGUAUAAUUGUUAACAAGAACGUGACGCCGCUGACGGCGCGACCCGACCAGUGCGAGAUCACCAUCGAGAACUGCUGCAAUAUGAACAUCUGUGAAACGCCCUGCUUCGAACCAAGGAACGCGAUACGACCGACUCUAGUUGAUGCGAAACCUGGUAAAGAAGAGAAGCGAAAUUUAAUCGCAAAUAUGGAACAAGACGAUAUUUAUUAAAAAUAAAAAAGAAAAUCAUAUCUUACGUACUUAUGUACUUGGUGAUGAGUCCAAAGGUUAUUGUGAUAUUCGAUGUAGGGCGCGACAACCAUGUUAACUGGUUACGUUAGUUAUUUUGGUUUCGUUGGAUUGUAGGUUAUGAAUACGGGGUUGCCAUUUACAAAAUAUUUUUUGAUACUUAACACAGCAAUACCGUUAGUAGACUGUCAUAUUUUAAUGUUAUUAUGUGUGUAACUUUUAUAACCUGAUGACCCCAUAGAUUUCGUAAGACAGCUAAAAGUCCAAUAGAGUUAGAUUUUAAGGUAACCUAUUCUAAAGUUGUACAAGAUAUUGGAAUGUAUUUCGGAUUAUUGAUUUGAUAUGAUUUAUGCAUUUCACAAGGUGCCUUUUCACACGAUGUUCGUUUACAAACUUAAACUCUGCUUCUAAUAGAAUUUUUAAUUUUUGUUUUAAAAUUUCACGUACUUACUACACGUGUAGGUUUAUUUAAUUAUUAUUUUUUGAAAAAUCUACUGCUUUCAUUUGGUUUUUUAUUUCAAUUUCCAUAAAGGUAGCAUUAAAGAUCAUUAGGCGCAUUAUAUUUAGGCGCAUUAUAUUAGGCGCAUUAUAUUUAUUGAAAAUAAUUUAUAAUAAAAUAUUUAUAAUCUUAUACUUAUCAUUCUUAGCGACAUAUUCUAUGAUAAAAUUUAGUUUUUGAAGUAAUCAAAACUAAUAAUUUAUUGAUAUAGACUUACUUUCAAUUUAAUUUCAAAAGCACUUUUCAUCCCUUAUUUUAAUUUAAAAAAUACUGAUAACGAUUUUAUUAAAAAUAACAUGAUAAUUGUUUCACAAUAAUAAAAUAAUAAACAUUUAAGUAAGUAAGUAAAUCAAAAAAUCGUAAACGCCGUUUUCGAAAGAUAACAUAAGUUUUAAACUAGGGCAAAAUAUAUGUAAAAAUAAACUUAUAUAACAAGUUUAUUUACUUUCUUAACUUAUAUACCAAAUUGUAAACAAAAAAAAUAGGUUUUUUAACUUGCACCAAGCAAUUAAUACGUACACAACUAAUUGUCAUUCAAUUAUUUAAUAUAAUUUCAAUAUUUUAUUUAUUUUAAACACUUGACGAAUGAGCGAAAAUAGUCCCAUUGCUUUCAAUUUAUAGUUAAUUAUUUCUAGUAUUAACAAUGUAUUUUCAAAACUACAUUAAUUAAGUUACAUAGUCUUAUUGUGAUUAUAAAAAAAUAUUAUCGACAUUGUUAAUAAUCCAUAAAAAAGAAAUCAAUAAAAGAGCAACGGUACUUUACUUAAUAAACAAUUCUACUUCAAUGUAUGAAUAUGUUUGAUAAUAGUUUAAAUUGAAAGCAUAUUGGACUGUUUACCUUGUGAAAAUCCAACGCGUGCGUUGAUUAUUGUAAGUUUCCAAAUAAUAUUCGAUAAUAUUUUGUUAACAUCAAUUUAGAAUAAGAGUCUACGUUCCUAUAUUUGUAUAAUCAUUUUAAGUACCUCGGAGCAUUCGCUUAGCAUUCUAAAUUACGUGUUCAAUAAAGACCCACCUGGCAAUGUGAAGACAUGACAUGCAAUCUACUUACGAUGUAGUCCAAAAGUUAUAUUGCGUUUUGAAAAUUCUUUUCUAGCUCCAAGUUGGUGUUGCCAACCCCUUUCAAGUGUUGCCAGCUAUAAAUGUUUAAAUGUAACAAAUAGUAUGCCGUUUAUUACAAUUAUUGGUGUCAAAUAUAUUUUUGUAGAAUCUCAGAAUGUACAUUUAAAAAAGAUUUAGUUCAUCAAAAUUUCCGUCUUUAUCUGAAUAUGUUACCAUACUGUUGACCGUGAGACACAUUCAUAUUCUAUGUUUCGCUUCAGAACACUUAUUGUUGGUACUUAGUAUAGUUAGUUAAUUUAGUAUAGCAUUUUUAUUAGAAUUAGCUUAGUUCGUGGAUUAAUAAUAUCCACAUCAGAAAUGUGAUAUUAUUGAGUCUUUGUAUGAGCCUCCAUUAGUGAAAACAUUUACAAAUAAAGUGCUUUGCAAACUAAA
Nymphalis io (European peacock) is the source of this 3951-nucleotide messenger RNA. It is a transcript of the gene cue, whose product is annotated as protein cueball. The transcript is spliced from 7 exons. Lineage: Eukaryota; Metazoa; Arthropoda; Insecta; Lepidoptera; Nymphalidae. The record is from RefSeq and is a predicted model, not a curated record. The coding region runs from base 225 to 1943 and encodes 572 amino acids.